This is a messenger RNA of Pristis pectinata (smalltooth sawfish), 4813 nucleotides long. It is a transcript of the gene amotl2a, whose product is annotated as angiomotin like 2a. Gene Ontology annotation, cellular component: plasma membrane; bicellular tight junction; cytoplasmic vesicle. The record is from RefSeq and is a predicted model, not a curated record. The coding region runs from base 133 to 2496 and encodes 787 amino acids. The transcript is spliced from 12 exons. Lineage: Eukaryota; Metazoa; Chordata; Chondrichthyes; Rhinopristiformes; Pristidae. Gene Ontology annotation, biological process: regulation of cell migration; actin cytoskeleton organization; hippo signaling.
CUCGAUCCCCGGCGCACGUCGGCACGCAGUCAUUCUCCAGCUCGCUGGCGCACGGGUAGUGCGCUCCCUCAGCUCCCUCCUCUCCGCUCCCUGCACUCCAGUUACAAGAAUCAACCCCAGAGCAAAGGCAGGAUGCGGACUGCAGAAGACUCGUCAGGUACGGUCCUCCACCGGCUAAUCCAGGAGCAGCUGCGCUAUGGCAACCUGACGGACAACCGGACACUGCUGGCCAUCCAGCAGCAGGCGAUGAGGGGUGGGACGGGCAGCCCCCGCUCCUCGCUGGAGAGCCUCACACAAGAGGAGUGUCAGAUCGUGCAGCAUUCCACGCGGCAGGAGCCACAGGGCCAGGAGCACCAGGGAGACCUCUCGCACUCGGAGAACCUCCUGCAUCAUCUGCAUCAGCUCCAGCUGAACGGGGAGGCGCUGCCAUCCUAUGAGGAGGCCAAAGCCCAGUCCCAGCUUCUGGCUGGACACAGGCAGCAGCAGACCACCUACCCAGCCACCGAAACCCACCCGACCUCAGCCCAAGGCAGAGCCCACCAGGACCUUCACAGUGACGCCCUCAAGGAGCUGAAACACGGGCACGUGCGCUCCCUCAGCGAGAGGCUGAUGCAGCUUUCUCUGGAGAGGAAUGGAGCCAAAGCCCCAACCACCAUGAGCUCUUCGCACAGUUUCCCCCAGCUCUCGAAACACCACAAGCAGCCAGUGGGGACAGGGUACCAGGGGCACUGCCAGACUGUGGAGCACCGCGGGCCUCCUCCAGAAUACCCCUUCCACGCGAAGCUGACCGCUCCUGUACUUCCUCGUUCCCAGCAACAAGGACACCUCUACAAUGAGGCCUCCACUCCGUGCUCUGACGGACAGCACAUGGGCACCAAUAGGCAUGGCUACUGCACCCAAGGACAAUCUCCCAGGGUUACUCAGGCUGAAGUAUUACAUCCUGCCCAGCAGCAGAGACAUAGCCUCCUGGCUUCCCCACAAAUGGAGGCUGUGGCAGUUAUUGGGGCUCCAUGUGACAGCACCCACAUUGUACCUGUGGACCACGUGGCAUUGAUAAACCGUGCCCAGCAAAUGGUGGAGAUGUUGCUGAAGGAAAAUGAAAACCUAAAGAAAGAGCUGGAUGGGCACACUGAAAAAUCAGUCAAAAUCCAGAAGUUGGAGAAAGAGAUCCAGAGGAUUUCAGAAGCCUACGACAACCUCAUGAAGGCAUCGUCCAAACGUGAGACACUGGAAAAAACAAUGAGGAACAAAAUGGAGGGAGAAAUUCGGCGGCUUCAUGACUUCAACCGCGACCUGAGAGAGAAGCUGGGCUCUGCCAAUAAACUGCUGACCAGCAGGGAGUGCGAGGUCUCAGAAGAUGGACAAAGCAUUCUCAGCAAGUUGAUCGCUCAAAACAGGGAACAGCAGAAGGAGAAGGAGCAGCUUCGGAGGGAGUUAAACCUCUCAUGCAACAGGAAUGAAGAUCAGCACAGGCGAAUGCAGCUCCUUGACCACGCGCUCAACAGCACACAGUCCAAAGUAGUGCGGCUCGAGGAUGAGUUGCGGAAGAAGCGAGCCUACGUGGAGAGGGUGGAGAAGUUGCAACAUGCUCUAACCCAGCUGCAGGCUGCAUGUGAGAAACGCGAGCAGCUGGAGCUGCGGCUGAGGAACCGCCUGGAACAGGAACUGAAGAGUCUGCGGACGCAGCAGCGCCAAGCAACAGCUCAGGGUCCCGGAGCUCCAGAGUACAGUGCCCCGGCAUUGAUGGAGCUGCUCCGUGAGAAGGAAGAGAGGAUCCUGGCUCUGGAAGCUGACAUGACGAAAUGGGAACAGAAGUACCUGGAGGAGAGCACCAUGCGGCAGUUUGCAAUGGAUGCUGCUGCCACAGCAGCUACCCAGAGGGACACCACAAUCAUCAACCACUCACCUCACCAUUCACCCAACAGCAGCUUCAAUGAGGGCUCUCUGGAGAAGCGUGUUUACUAUGAGAACGGGGAGGUUAUUGUGACCAAUCAUCGGCACCAAGAGAUGGAAAACAGGAUUAAGGCCCUACAUGCACAGAUCCUGGAGAAGGAUGCCAUCAUCAAGGUCCUCCAACAGCGCUCCAGAAGAGACCAGGUGAAGCCGGAGCAGCUGGCACUGCGACCGGCUCGGUCAGUGCCCUCCAUUGCCCUGUCCAUGGGGAUGUCUCUGACCAGUGACAGGGGCCUUGACAAGGCGUCCCGGGGCAGCUCAGGUGCUAUAAACAAGAGCUGCACCGAGGAUCAGACUGUGAUUUCAGACCCCCAUCCUACAACGUCCCAUACUAAACACGGGAGCAGAGAUGGCAGCACACAGACUGAGAAAGUGCAGUCAGCCCAGGGGAGCUUGCAGGACAACGAGACCUCAGUCAACUCACGUGCCGCCAAACCAGUGGCCACUCCAUUAGAUCUGCUGCAGCUACCAAACCAGGUGAGCCCCAGCACUGUAAGAAACCCAGAUUCAUCGGACAAUGAGAUGGUGGAAAUCCUCAUCUGAGAAUGAUGUCUGUUAGGAGAUGGAGGCCUUCUGUGAAAUAUAAAGACCUCCAUACUUGGCAAACCUUUCACUCCUCACUGCCAAGCUAUCAGAACAUGGAACCAGGACAAAACCAAUAGAAAGGUGAACAAUUCCACAGAAAAGUGUGGAGACAGAACAUGAUUUUUAUGGGAAGAGGAAGAUGUGGCCUUGAAUGCAUCAUAUCCAUAAGCUGCUAUAACGCUGUCUUCAUUUGAGGGUUAUACACACAAGAAGAGCUGAGCUAGUCUUUGUGCCAUGUGUGAAGCUUCCCUGAGUGGCAGGAGACACUCGCAAACUAACCCAAACUAUCCAAACUGCUGUGAAGCUGCAUCCUGAGAUGGACACAUCAGUGUUGUAAAAGUCAGUAUUUUUUUCACACAACUGCCAAGCGUAAAAGCUUCACAGCAGCAUUAAUAUAUAUAAUUACAAAUAUCUAGCACUAGACUGUGCUAUACAUAAUAUAUACUGUACAUAAUGCUGUAAAUUAAUCUUCUAUUUUAACAAGCUCUUUGUUUCAGCUUUAAACUUUGUGCAAUUUGACUAAAUCUUUGCUAUGACUAAAAAUGUCUCUUGAACCUCCCUUGCCAUUUCUGCCAGCAAUGAUCAUGGUUUCUCUCUGUCGCCAUCCUCCAGACAUACAACUUUCAUUUCCUUCCUUCAGCACCUCCUGUGCAAGUCUUGAUUAAGACUUGUACAUCUCCCCUUGUGACUAGCCACUUCUUCCAGCCAUACCUUUAAUUGGACCUGACUUGGAGAACCUUCCUCACCUGGGCCCCAUUGCUUCAGGUCACAGCUGUUGCUGCAUUUCAUCAUGGGCACAGGAAGAUUCCAUAGCUCUUAGAAGGGAUGCUGAGAUGACAAUUGAGGCUUUGUGUGUGUGCAGAGGGGUGACGUUACUUGUGGUGCUGUGACAUUAUCUACACCUUCCUGAAUGAAACAAAAGCAUUUUUAAUAGAGAAAACUGAAACGCUUUCUCCGGACUCCGGAAUCUACCACAGAGAGCCCCUCCCAAAGCAAACCAGUCCCUAGCAGAAGGUCUUUGCCUGUGAUUGGCUGCACAGUAACGUAGCAGUGAGCAAACAGUCCAUUCGGUGUCCCUGUACAUCUGCACUCCUGAUUGAAGAAGUCCAGUGGGAGGGUGUAGGGGUGGAUGGUAUGGUUCCAAUGUUUCCCGGUCACCUCCCUGUUGCCCAGCCCAAUUUGGGAAUAGGGAUUCUGCCUGCAUCAUUGAGAAGCUCUGAUUAGUGCUGUGUAGUCAUUGCAUCUGUGAAUUACCAGGCGUGUAGAUAAUGUGUUAGGGGGUUGCCCAGCCCUCCCUGAACAGUUACAUCUUCACCUGAAGUUGCCAGUCCAUUCCUGAGCUUGGCAGUACCAGGACUGAUGUGUAGCUGUGUUCUGCACACACCUGUUCUCAGUGGUUCUGGUGUUUGCACCAUACUGCUGUUUCCUCAGCAUAACCGCGUUGUUGCCCUGCAGGAGGUGCUGACCUCAGGGUGUGGGCCAAAGUUGGGGCAGACUGGCAGCUGGUUUCUGCCACACUGACCAUUCAUCAUUUCCAAGUAACAAAGUGAGACAGGAGAGUGGAGGACAGGCAGGGUUAUGGCCAAGGUUAGAACCUAUGGCUGCCCCUUCAUUCACUGAUAGGUCUAAGCAUGGUCCAAGGACACUCCACUGACAUAUCUUGGGAACAGACACAGGCUGGGAAUGGCACUGUGAUGCCUGGGCCUGUGGCCCAAAGUAUUAAGGAUACCCAUCCCAGCAAGAUCCAUAAGCUGGGAUCGGUGUCUCACAUUCCACCCUGCCAUGGGGUACAUGCAGUGUGAGAGUGAAAUCUGUGAGUGGCCAAGUGAAGGGCAGAGGACAACUUGUUGAUUCUGCAGUUGGACCUGUCCAGCUGGUUACAAAGUGAUGUUUUUCCAUAAUGUGCAAUUGCUGGCCAUUGCCUUCUUUCUGUGACAGCAUUCACACAUACUUUGUUUACAAAAAAAAAUUGUGAAGCAAAAAAAAACAAAAAAAAAUUAAUAUAUUUUGUACGAGUAUUUGUAUCUGACACGGCUGUAUUUUAGUGCCACUGAACCUCAUGCCAAAGAUGAUAAACUGCAUUAUUAUUGAAUAACUUAUGUAAGUAUUUAAUGGUGAAGCCAGGGCUCCGUGGAAAGUCACCAAACCCUGGGACUGCUGCAGCAUUCUGUACGGUAUGCAGUUAUUUCAAGUUAUUGAUGUGAAUCUCAGACAUGGGAUUUUUAUAUUGGAAUAUCACCACACAUUUCAGUAAUAAAAUCAAAAAUUAAAUAAA